Kluyveromyces lactis is the source of this 1041-nucleotide messenger RNA. RefSeq names its product Yrb2p (gene YRB2). The record is from RefSeq and is a predicted model, not a curated record. Gene Ontology annotation, cellular component: nuclear pore; cytoplasm. Lineage: Eukaryota; Fungi; Ascomycota; Saccharomycetes; Saccharomycetales; Saccharomycetaceae. The transcript has a single exon. The coding region runs from base 1 to 1041 and encodes 346 amino acids. Gene Ontology annotation, biological process: protein import into nucleus. Gene Ontology annotation, molecular function: GTPase activator activity.
AUGCCAGAAACUUUAAACGAUAGCAAUAAACGUGCGCUUCCUGAGGUGAAUUCGGAAUUAGAAAGCACAGAAACUCCUGUGAAGAAGGUCAAACUCAAUGAUAAAGAUGAAGCAAAACCUUCAGAAGAGACUGAUAAGUUCAUAACAGAGAAUGAUACAGCAAAUGAAGAGGCCAAUUCCGUAGAGAGACCUAAAAAUAUUGAAACUGCUGAGACAACGGAAACAGCGGUAACAAAAGAAGAAGAUACAAAUAAUAAAAAAGAAGAAGAGGCCAAGGAAAAAGAUGAGGGCGCCAAGGCAGAGAUAGAAGGGAAGAAAACAGAACCUAAACCAGAAAAAGACGUGGAAAAACCAUCGUUCACAUUUGGCCAAUCUUCAAGUUUUGUUUCUGGCUUUGGAGUGGCAACUAAACCAUUUGGAGCAGCCAAUGCUUUUUCUGCUGGUUUACCUGCGGCUAAAACCACUGAGAAAGAUGGAAAUAAGGACACCGUCAAGGUUGAACCAGGUUUCUCGUUCGGAUCUGGUCUAUCAUUUGGUGCUGGAUUCAAAGCUGCAAAAGUAGCCUCCAAAGAUAGUGUUGCAAAAGACAAGCAAACAGUCGAAUCAGAAAAAAAGGAAAGUACUCCAGCCCAAUCAAGAGAGCCAACAGUAAAAUUAACGAAACAAGACGUCAAAUCGGGCGAAGAGACAGAAGAAUCGAUCUUCCAAACAAAUGCCAAGCUGUAUCAGCUUACCGAUAUAAAGGAUGGUUGGAAGGAAAGAGGAAUUGGUGUUCUACAUUUAAAUAAAGAUGAAGUUUCAGAAAAGUCGAGAAUAGUAAUGAGAUCCCGUGGGUUAUUGAAAGUAAUAUUGAAUCUACCGCUUGUAAAAGGAUUUUCUAUUAAAAAAGGGUUCCCAGGUUCUCUGAACGGAGAAAAGUUCGUCAGAAUAUUAGCAGUUGAUGAGAACAAGAAUCCUGUCCAGUAUGCCUUAAGGACAGGAAAAGCUGAAAUAGCAGAUGAGUUAUAUGAGAAAGUAAAUGCUCAUAUCCUGGAGAAUUGA